GAUGCGGUAGGCGGCGAGCCCCGGGAGCCCGCAGCAGCAUGGCCCCGUCGGUGCAGCUGGCGCCUGGCUCGCUGGCGCUGGUGCUGUGCAGGCUGGAGGCGCAGGAGGCGGCGGGGGGCGCGGAGGAGCCGGGGGGGCGCGCGGUGUUCCGCGCCUUCCGCCGGGCCAAUACGCGCUGUUUCUGGAACUCGCGGCUGGCGCGCGCCGCCUCGCGGCUGGCCUUUCUGGGCUGGCUCCGGCGCGGGGUGCUGCUGGUGCACGCACCCCCGGCUUGUCUGCAGGUGCUGCGCGAAGCCUGGUGCCGUCGGGCGCUGCGCCCCCCGCGCGGCUUCCGCAUCAGUGCGGUGGGUGAUGUCUUUCCAGUGCAAAUGAAUCCGAUCACUCAAUCUCAGUUUAUUCCUUUGGCUGAAGUUCUUUGCUGUGCUAUAUCUGAUAUGAAUGCUGCUCAGAUUGUAGUAACACAGGAAUCACUAUUGGAACAUUUGAUGAAACAUUACCCAGGGAUUGCAAUUCCAUCUCAAGAUAUUCUUUAUACCACUCUGGGAACUCUGAUUAAAGAAAGAAAGAUUUACCACACUGGAGAAGGAUACUUCAUAGUUACGCCUCAAACGUACUUCAUCACAAAUACAACUACCCAAGAAAAUAAGAGAGUCCUGGCAGAUGAGAGCCACCCAGGGCCCACUUCCAUUACGUAUCUGGUGAGCGUGGAGAGCGGAGCAGAGUUAGCCCAGGAGAAUGCUUCUCCCAUUUCCCAUUGCCAGUCUUGCCAGUGUUUCCCUGAUGUUUGUACUCAGCAUGGGCUGGAAUCACCAGCUGCUGCAGAAGUGACUCGAAAGGGCCAGAAAGGACUCGGGGAACCCAAGUGUUUGGUGCAGAAUCGAGCAGUUUCAGCGUCUGAGGAGAAUCAUAUCCGUGAGACCACAAAACCUUUACCAUGUACAAAAGAUAGAGAAAAAGGCAAGCGAUUUGGCUUUAACCUCUUCUGGCGCAGCAUAUCCAGAAAGGAGAAGUCAAGAACAGAGCACAGCACUUUCUCUGCCCAGUUCCCGCCCGAAGAAUGGCCUGUUCGAGAUGAAGAUAACUUGGACAACAUACCUCGAGACAUUGAACAUGAGAUAAUCAAACGAAUUAAUCCCGUUCUGACUGUUGACAACUUAAUCAAACACACGGUCCUAAUGCAAAAAUAUGAAGAACAGAAAAAAUAUAAUAGUCAAGGCACAUCCACUGAUAUGCUGACAGUCAGACAUAAAUAUCCUUCGAAAGAGGGAGUCAAGAAAAAACAGGGCAGGUCUGCAAAACUUCGAAGGCGGGGCCAUCCUCGUAGGGAUAGACACAAAUCCAGGAGUCAAGGAAGCGAGCCUGGAAGCAUAAGACUAGAGAAACACCCCAAGCCUCCUGCUACACAAUCCAGCUCGAGAAUUAAAAGCACAAAUGAAGCAGUUCAGAAACCACUUGGUGAGAAUUCAGUGCUAGCUUCCCAUUUGGUUUACAAAAAGCGAAUCAGCAAUCCUUUCCAGGGUAUGUCUCCCCGAAGGAACCCAAUAACCAAAGGUCACAAACUCCAGAAGACUAGUGACCUGAAACCCUAUCAGAUGGGACCAAAGGGAAAACCUUUCCAAAGAUUAAGGUGUUUGAAGUCUUCAGGAAUGUUUGAAAGUGAAGCCAAACAGCCAUAUGCUGAACAAUGUAAUGAGAAAAUGAAAGUAGAACCCACUUAUAUGGAUAACUCUACUAUCAAACCUAACAGUGAUGACUUUAAAGAUCACCUCUUAAAUUACCCCCAAGGUAGUGUUUUGCAAAAUGAUAGUAAAUGCUCUUCCUUUAAGGAAAGCAUGUUAGGCUAUAAUGGGUAUAGUGGAGAAAAUGAGGUAGGCCCCGAAAUUUUGAGAAAAUGUUAUACUCAAUUUGUCACUUUAGAGGAGAUGAAAGAAAUACAACAUAUCGUGCCAAUGCGAGGUUCCUCCUCUUUAGACCAAACACCCGCUGCUUGUGAGUUAGUGGAUAAAACAACACACCAGUUUCAAAAGCUUGGUCUUUUGGAUUACCCAGUUGGUGCAAAUCAUGUGAGACAACCCAAGAGACAAGACAGAGACUCAGAGGAAUUAAUAGCAAAGGCAAUUGUCCCUGACACAGAGGCGGUGAGUCUAGAAAAUGAAAGAAUUUCUGAGGAUGACCAGACCUUGUAUCAGAAUGAAGUGGAAGAUGAUGAUGGUGCCUGCAGUUCAUUAUAUCUUGAUGAGGAUGACUUUUCUGAGAAUGACGACUUACGUCAAAUGCAGCCUGGGCCCAUUCAGUAUUUGUGUAGAGGCGGAAGUAAGUGGAAUCAUUUAGGAAAACAGAUGACCCAAGGAUCUCUGACCGAACACAGUAGCAAUAUACAUAGUUUCGAGCCUCAGGUCCUUAAAGGAAAUGAAUGUUACUUACCCACUGGGCUGUGCUCUAACACCAGUGAAAGCCAAAAACCUAGUCUCUCCACUGAAAUCUGUGAUAUCAAUUCAGGGACCCAGUCCAGUUUUGAUUAUGAGGAGGCAUCCAGUGUUGCUCAAUGUGUACUAGCCUCAGCCCCCGCUGAUAGAAGUAUGUUUGAUUACUAUAGCACAAGAAAAGCUAAUUCUGGGGCUGAACCCCUACAAGACUCUGUUGGUGACACAGGAAAGAAAGCAGCUAACUGGAGUCAGGGUCCUCUGAAUCAGGAAAUGAGAACACAAGUCACACAAAAGUUAGAACUUUUUGAAACUUCACAUAUGCAGGUGUUGGCUCAGGAUAUCCAACAGGAACACUGCCAUGUGGAAGGAACAGAAAAUCAUAGCAUGGCGGGAGAUAGUGGAAUAGAUUCUCCACGGACACAGAGUCUGGCAUCUAACAAUUCAGUCAUUUUGGAUGGACUAAAAAGAAGACAGAAUUUUCUGCAGAACUUUGAAGGCACAAAUAGCAAUCAAACACUUGCACCCAAUUCCUUACUACAACUAACUCCAGUUAUAAAUGUUUAGUUCUUAUUUUUCUUUUGAACACAUUUGUAAAAAUGUAUAGCAUCAAUACUGUUUUUAAUUAACUGAGUAUGUAAGAACUCUCUAAA
This is a messenger RNA of Condylura cristata (star-nosed mole), 3076 nucleotides long. RefSeq names its product storkhead box 1 (gene STOX1). NCBI's taxonomy places the organism in Eukaryota, Metazoa, Chordata, Mammalia, Eulipotyphla, Talpidae. Gene Ontology annotation, cellular component: cytoplasm; nucleus. Gene Ontology annotation, biological process: positive regulation of transcription by RNA polymerase II. Gene Ontology annotation, molecular function: RNA polymerase II transcription regulatory region sequence-specific DNA binding; DNA-binding transcription activator activity, RNA polymerase II-specific. The coding region runs from base 39 to 2990 and encodes 983 amino acids. The transcript is spliced from 4 exons. The record is from RefSeq and is a predicted model, not a curated record.